UAAUAAGUCAUCAAUGUUCCAUAAGAAUUUAUACUUCUAUUAUUAGAUUGUAAGUUUUGUCUGACAAAAAAAGGUAGUUGUGCACUUACAAGGCACCGAAAAAAAGAUGAGUAAAAAUGCAUUUAUGAAAAAAGCGCCAAAGCCACAUAGAAAGCGAGAAAGGUCUACCAUUCAAUGAAUGCUUCAUUUCAUACAGGUAAUGAUCACAGAAACAAAAUGUGCUAAGUUAAUUAAUUUUGACCUGUUGAUUUGUUUAUUCACUUUGAUGAAACAAGCGCAUUGCACUGAGUUACGGAACAUCAGUAAUCCAACUUUCUACUGAUUGGAAUGUUAAAAAAACACAUACCAACAAACAAAAUUAUUUACAAUUAAAUCAUCAUUGGGUUUUACUCUAAUUUUGCAUUUCAAUCUGUGUCAGGUAUGAAACAGUUAUUCACUGCAGGCAAUGGAUGGAGGUCUGAAUUUAGGUGUUAACACCGUUGAAUUCUGGCUCAGAGGUUAAGCGUUCGCGUUGUGGACUGGAGAUCCUGGAUUCGAUUCCUGUACGCGGAGUCGUGGAGUCCCAUGCUAGAAUGAAAUGGCCAUUUGUUGCUUCCCGGUUUCCAAUGAUGGCCUAUCUGAGAUCAGUUCUUGAUUUAAACGGGUACAGUAAUAUAAUAAUUGUUAAGCUUUAUCUGGCCAAAGAAGGGUUAGGAGUGUUACAUAUUUCUUCUGAAUACUUAAAUUGGGGUGUUAUGAAUAUAUUAUUAUUAUUAUUACUAAACAGUCCACUCAAUGCUCAGUUUAUUUGAAAUCCUUCAGUCAAACUUUGUCAAUGAUACUUACACAUAAAUAUCAAAUAGUCACGGUUAAACAACAAAAAAUUUCAGAGUAAAAACAAAUAUAUUAUUAAUUCAAUUUUAACAAUUUUAAUUAUCCCGUUGUUGAUAUUUUCGAAUCAAAAUCUACUGGAUUCGAAUCCCAGAGUCCACAUUGACUCAACCGAUGAAUCCAAAAUGGGAUGAGAUGUGUAUCCUGGAUUCGACUGACAGUCAAAUUUCAUUUAUUUUAAAGGAACAGUAUUGUUGCUUAUGUUGUAGAAUUCAAAUGGGAGAUUAUGUUCAGAUAGUAUGAAAUGUGAGGUUUUCUUUUCUAUUAUGAUACUACUAACAAGCGAAACUUUAUUAUAGUGUAUUUUGUUAUUAUGACAUUUAAAAAGGAUGUGUAAGAAUG
Messenger RNA from Schistosoma bovis, 1212 nucleotides. Lineage: Eukaryota; Metazoa; Platyhelminthes; Trematoda; Strigeidida; Schistosomatidae. The record is from the annotation of a GenBank genome assembly.